AUGCAGGUUGAGGCACGUUCCAGUGAAGCAGUAUCUAUUCCUGGUUGGUUCAAUAGUAUUGAAAAUUAUGUAAAUAAUAAUUUAAGAACGAUAGAAAUACCACGUGGCGUCGUUGAUAAUCAAGGAGGCGAUUCAAUAAUAAGAAAAAAGAAUGCUAGAAAAAAACGAAGAAGGUUAGUCAAGAAAGUUACAAAGCGUUUUGAAAAUGGAAUGCCAAAUGUAGAAGUAUAUGAAGUAGAACAACGCAAAAAAAGAAAGAAGAAAAAGAAAAGUCGCAAGAUAUUCGAGAAGGCAGAACGCGAUUUAGGUGUAGAUUCAAAUUUAUCCGUUUCUCGUGAAAAGUCAAAAGAUUCCAGAAAGCCUGUGGAUAUUAUAGUGCACAUUAAAAUGAGCGAAUGA
Molecule: messenger RNA, 399 nt
Organism: Diatraea saccharalis (sugarcane borer)
Lineage: Eukaryota; Metazoa; Arthropoda; Insecta; Lepidoptera; Crambidae
Source: the annotation of a GenBank genome assembly